AUGACCCAACCAACACCCCUAAUGCACCUUACCAUAUUCUUAGCCUAUGCUCUUCCAAUCUUAAUCGCCGUAGCCUUCCUAACACUAGUAGAACGAAAAGUCCUAAGCUAUAUGCAAGCCCGAAAAGGCCCAAACAUUGUUGGCCCCUUUGGACUCCUACAACCAGUAGCAGAUGGUGUGAAACUAUUUACCAAAGAACCCAUCCGACCAUCAACCUCCUCCCCCUUACUCUUCACCCUAACCCCAAUACUAGCCCUCCUUCUUGCAAUUUCAAUUUGAACUCCCCUCCCCCUACCCUUCUCUCUUGCAGACUUGAACCUGGGCCUACUAUUCCUCUUAGCCAUGUCAAGCUUAGCAGUAUAUUCAAUUUUAUGAUCAGGUUGGGCUUCAAACUCAAAAUACGCCCUAAUCGGCGCCCUCCGAGCAGUCGCACAGACCAUCUCAUACGAAGUAACACUAGCUAUCAUCCUCCUCUCCAUAAUCAUACUAAGUGGAAACUAUACCUUAAACACCCUUGCCACUACCCAAGAACCCCUAUACCUAAUCUUCUCCACCUGACCCCUCAUAAUAAUAUGAUACAUUUCCACCCUUGCUGAAACCAACCGCGCCCCAUUCGAUCUAACAGAGGGAGAAUCCGAACUAGUCUCAGGCUUCAAUGUAGAAUACGCCGCAGGUCCAUUCGCCUUAUUCUUCCUAGCUGAGUACGCAAACAUUAUACUAAUAAACACACUCACCGCCAUUCUUUUCAUCAACCCAAGCUCCCUAGGCCUUCCUCCAGAACUGUUUCCAAUAAUCCUCGCCACAAAAACCCUCCUCCUCUCCUUUGGUUUUCUCUGAAUUCGCGCCUCAUACCCACGAUUUCGUUACGACCAACUUAUGCACCUUCUCUGAAAAAACUUCCUACCACUAACUCUAGCCCUAUGCUUAUGACAUACCAGCAUACCAAUCUGCUAUGCAGGCCUCCCCCCAGCUUAA
Falco peregrinus (peregrine falcon) is the source of this 975-nucleotide messenger RNA. The record is from the annotation of a RefSeq genome assembly. NCBI's taxonomy places the organism in Eukaryota, Metazoa, Chordata, Aves, Falconiformes, Falconidae.